Molecule: messenger RNA, 1973 nt
Organism: Calidris pugnax (ruff)
Lineage: Eukaryota; Metazoa; Chordata; Aves; Charadriiformes; Scolopacidae
Gene: VGLL2
Product: vestigial like family member 2
Exons: 4
Coding region: 25-930 (301 amino acids)
Biological process (GO): regulation of transcription by RNA polymerase II
Cellular component (GO): nucleus
Source: RefSeq, a predicted model, not a curated record
GCCGAUUCCCGGCGGCGGGCAGCCAUGAGCUGUUUGGAUGUUAUGUACCAAGUCUACGGUCCUCCCCAGCCCUACUUCGCGGCAGCCUACAGCCCCUACCCCCAGAAACUCGCCUUUUACUCCAAAAUGCAAGAAGCCCCGGAGAGCGGCGGCAGCAGCAGCAGCAGCGCCGGCAGCUCCUUCUCCAGCCACCCCGCGGCCAGCAUCAAGGAGGAGGACUGCAGCCCCGAGAAGGAGCGACCCCCGGAGGCCGAGUACAUCAACUCCCGCUGCGUCCUCUUCACCUACUUCCAGGGGGACAUCAGCGCCGUGGUGGACGAGCACUUCAGCCGGGCUCUCAGCCAGCCCAGCAGCUUCUCCCUGGAUGGCUCCUUCCCCAUGAGCCAGCGCAGCUUCCCGCCGUCCUUCUGGAACAGCACGUACCAGCCUUCCUCGGUCCCCGCCACCCUCAGCAGCCCCCUGGCAGCUGCCGGCCACAGCGAGCUGCCCUUCGCCGCCGCCGCCGACCCCUACGCGCCCGCCUCCCUGCACGGCCACCUGCACCAGGGCGGCCCCGAGCCCUGGCACCAUGCCCACCACCACCACCACCACCACCACCACCACCCCUACAUCGGGACGCAGAGCAACCCCUACCCCCGCCCCGCCGCCAUGCACGAGGUCUACGGCCCCCACUUUGACCCCCGCUACAGCUCGCUCCUGGUACCCACUGCCUCCGUCCGCCCCCACCGCCUCACCCCGGCCUCCGUCCCCACACCCGUCAGCCCCCCCUGCGAACUGGGCAAGAGCGAGGCAGGCGCCGCUGCCGCCGCUGCCGCCUGGACCACGCCGGGACCCUUCCCCAACGCGGCAGGGGACAUGGCACAGAGCCUCGGCCUCAACGUGGACGCAGCUCGCCGUUACUCCUUCUGUGGCGGAUCCCUUCUGAGCUGAUGUGCUGACUCAAAGACUCUCAGGCCCCCCCUUGCCCUUUUCCAAGCCCACCAUGGCCCUGCAGCUCGGGAAUGACAACGGGACUUAAGGACCCGGCAUUGCAAGGAUGGAACUUUAGACUUAUUUUGGAGAGGAAAAUCCUUCCAUUGCAAGAGGAGAGCCAAAGACAUUGAACCUCUAUUUAAGCAGACCCCACACCCAGAACUGCAGCCAGACUACUCUUAAAAGAGUCAAAUGAUGUCAUGGAUGGUGAUGCAAAACCACUGGCCUUUGUACAGGGGGCAGAGGAAAUCGUGGAGGUGUUGUUUUUUUUUAGUGGUGUGAAUAUUUUUUUAUGGCAGUGAAGAUUAUUUCUCGAACGCAAACAUGGGAAAGCUACUUGCAGUUUUGAACUGGAUUUUUACUUUACAUUGUAGAAAAGUAAAAGGAGAAGAAACUGGAACUCACGAACAUUAUCAGACUAUCAAGGAACUGCUCUGAUUUUUCAGCUUUGUGGUUGUGAGUGGCAAGUGUCUGGCCAGGGCCACCUGCCCUGGGCUCACAGAGAUGCAGCUGUUCCACGCACAACUGCUCAAACCCCAGAACAACGAAAACCAAGGUGGCACUUCUCAGAGUCUCGCACAACAUUUGCAUUGGAUAUAGAACGGUAGUUUGGUUGUGUUUUUUGUGUCUUUGGUGUUGUUUUUUUUUACAAAAAACAUUUUCUGGUGAAAGUAAAACCCUCUUAAACCAGGGGGGGAAAGGAAACCCGUGAAGAACGGUUCGCCCUCAGCCCGACAGCCUUUAAAGGGAACACCAGAAGGAAAGGCGUGUGGUGGACAAUAGGUCUGAGUUGCCUCUAACAUUUAUUUUUGUCUACUUGUUGCUGUCAUUUUGUCACUUUAAUAGUAAUUUUUGUUUUGUUUGUUUUGGUUUUUUGAAAGGGGGAUUAAUAUCUAUUUAACAGUAGGAAAGCUGCAUUAAAGGCAUCUCCUUCUUUCACCCUGUGUGCUUUUAUGAAGAAUUAAAGCUAAAUAGGAGAAAUGAGGCAGACUGGAAACAUC